Molecule: messenger RNA, 2646 nt
Organism: Silurus meridionalis
Lineage: Eukaryota; Metazoa; Chordata; Actinopteri; Siluriformes; Siluridae
Gene: klhl40b
Product: kelch-like family member 40b
Exons: 6
Coding region: 695-2536 (613 amino acids)
Molecular function (GO): protein binding
Source: RefSeq, a predicted model, not a curated record
AAAUGUUUCACAUUAGAAUAAAAUUUGUUGUAGUAGGAUUUAAGAAGUUCCACAUUCUAAUAACAAAAAAGGAGAACUCUUUCCUAAAUAAAACACAAAUAAUAAUAAACUAAUCCUCAAGAUGAGAGAAACUAAGAUUCAGAAGGUUAAAGAAUUUGAAGCACAAUAUUUAGUAAGUACUAAUUAAACUAAAAAACGAAUUGGAAAGGUGAUUAUGUUGUGGAACAUAUGACUCCUACAGAGGGCUCUCACAAAGAGGAAAAAAGAAAAGACACCUGUAAAGUAGUAUAUGGAACCUUCCAGAGAUCCGUAUUGAGAAUGGCAUUAAAAUGAACGCAUGUGAUCGCAGUGCUACCCCAGAUAAAUGAGAUUGUAGUAUUAACAGUUUAAACUACUGAUCUCACCUAUGCCCUAUGUCCGUAUGACUCAGGAAAAGCUGCUGCCUCAUAGGAGGCAGUGUGUCAGCUGUUGUGCUUUUAUCUCAUGGACCAGAAUAGCCUUCACACUCGUUGAGGGCUUAACCUAUAUAUAGGCUUCUAGAUAGAGUUUGGUUGAAAUGUUGGGACAGCUGAGGAAGUCUGCUUACCAGGCCCUGCCUCAUUUUUCUGAAUUGGACGCUGACACAAGGGGAGCUGGUGUAAAUACUGUCUGAAGAACUAAAGAGAAUCUAGGUUAGAACAGAACUGAAGAAGCCAUGGCUCUGCCGAUAGACCCCAUGGAGGAGCCUCGACUAUACCAGCAGACGCUGCUGCAGGAUGGCCUCUGCGACCUGCUGGAAAAUGACACCAUGGUAGACUGCGUGCUGAAGAUCAAGGACAAGGAGUUUCCCUGCCAUCGCCUGGUGCUGGCUGCUUGUAGCUCCUACUUCCGGGCGUUUUUUAAAUCAGGCGUAGAAGCAAGCAAACAGCAUGAGAUUGUCCUGGAGGAUGUUGAACCUGGCGUCAUGGGUAUGAUUCUAAAAUACCUCUACACGUCAAGCAUCAAUGUGACCGAGCAAAACGUCCAAGAUAUCUUUGCACUCGCCAACAUGCUCCAAAUCCCUUCCAUUUUUACAGUAUGCGUCUCAUUUCUUCAGAAGCGCUUGAGUUUGAGCAACUGCCUGGCAAUCUUUCGCCUGGGACUGAUGCUUGACUGCCCUCGGUUGGCUGUCUCAGCCCGGAAUUUUGCCUGUGAGCGUUUUCAGCUGAUAUCACGAGAUGAGGAAUUCCUACAGCUCAGUUCCAGUGAAUUAGGGGCAAUCCUGGCCUCAGACUCACUGAAUGUGGAAACAGAGCAGGCCGUAUUUGAGGCUGUGAUCAAGUGGGUGGGCCAUGACAAGGACAAGCGUUUUGAGGAACUCCCAAAACUACUGGACUGUGUGCGCUUCCGACUCGUUCCUGAGGACUUUUUCACAGAACAGGUGGAGCAACACGAGUGGCUGAGAUCUAACCCUGAAAUUACCAAGAAGCUGCAGCUGGUUAAAAACGCUUAUGCUGGACAACUUCCAGAGGUUAAGAAGACAAAUAAAAAACUCAAAGAAAAAAAGACAGAAGAAGAUGGUGAAGAGGAAGAGGAAGAUCAGGAAGAGUUACUUCCUGGAAUCCUGAAUGAUAAUUUAAGGUUUGGCAUGUUCCUCAGAGACUUAAUAUUUAUGAUAACUGAUGUCAGUUCAGUGGCUUAUGACCCAACUGGAAACGACUGCUAUAUGGCAACAAUAUCCAACCAGGUUCCAAAAAAUCACUGCAGCAUUGUAACCAAAGAGAACCAGAUUUUUGUGGUAGGUGGACUUUUCUUCAAUGAAGAGAAUGAAGAGGAACAGCUUAGCUCAUACUUCUUACAGUUUGACUCUGCAAGUUUAGAUUGGAUUGGAAUGCCCCCCAUGCCCUCACCGCGCUUUCUGUUUGGCAUGGGUGAAGCAGAAAACUGCAUCUUUGCAAUCGGUGGGAAGGAGUUAAACGAGGGAGAGCAAACUUUAUGCUCGGUCCUGGUUUAUGACAGACAAAAUUUAAAAUGGGGAGAGUCGGUUCCACUUUCCUAUGCGGUAUAUGGCCAUGGAACGGUGUCUCAUGAUGGAAUAGUGUACGUAAUAGGAGGAAAAGGAGACAGCAAACAGUGCUUGAACAGUGUUUGUGCUUAUGAUGUAAAGAACGCUAAAUGGAAGGAUCUUGCACCCCUGAAGACGGCGCGAUCGCUGUUUGGCGUCACUGUUUAUAAGAACAAGAUCUAUGUGGCUGGAGGUGUUACAGAGAACGGCCUCACUGACACCGUGGAGGUUUACGACAUAAAAUCGAACAAGUGGUCUGAGUUUGUGGAGUUCCCUCAGGAGCGCAGCUCACUCAGCCUGAUCACUGUGGGUAAUAGCAUCUAUGCUGUUGGUGGCUUCGCUAUGUUUCCCAGUGAAAACAGUGAAGAGCUCACACCAAGAGAGAUGAGUGACAUUUGGAGGUAUGACGAAAGCGAGAAUAAGUGGAACGGCGUCCUGAGAGAGAUUCGCUACGCUUCAGGUGCCACAGUGUUGGGUGUUCGUCUAAACACACUGAGACUCACUAAAAUGUAAAACAAUUGUUUGUGUUCACUGAAGUCCCAGCAUUUUAUUUUGUUUCUUUUUUCUAUUUGUAUUUUUUUUUAAGUUUGGCUUCAUUAGAUAGCAGCUGUGAUUUAUAAAAA